AUGGUCAAUGCAUCAUCGAAAAAACGUCCUUGUGAGAAUAGUUCAAGUAGUGAUGAAUCAGAAUCUGAAAAUGAAUUUCAAGUCGAAGCUAUCGUUGAUAAACGUAUAAGAGGAAAAAAAAUUCAAUAUCUUCUUAAAUGGAAAGGUUAUUCUGAUGCUGACAAUACUUGGGAAGAUAAAGGUAAUCUCAAUUGCCCAGAUUUAGUAAAGCAAUUUGAAGAAAAUUCAAAAAAAAAAAACAAUGGAAAAAUUGAAACCAAUACUAAAAAGAAAAUGUACAAAUCAAAAAAGACUAAACUUGAUGAUAGUGCUGAAAAUCAUCAAGUUGAUAAAGAUACAUCAAUGAAUACAAGUAAUACGAACGAUUCAAAUCAAGACCAUGAAAAUGAUUCAGAACAAAAUGGUACAUAUCAUAGUUCAACAUCUUCUAUCUUGAAUGAUUUUGAAUUAUCAACUAAAUCUGGUCUUACAUCUGUUUCUAAAAGUGAAAGUAUGCAUGGUGAUAUAGUUGAAGGCAAGAAAAUUGAUGAUAAUGAAAACAAUGAAACAAAAAUGAGUGGAGAUGAUAAUAAUAAUAUAAAUAAUAGUAGUAUUGAAUUAUUAAAUAAAACAUCACCACUCAAAGAAAAUAUUUCUAAUGAAACAGCAAAGGAACCACCUGUAAAUCUUCGUCUUCGUAUAACGCCAAGUUCGGCAUCAUCAAUAUCAUUAACACUCAAUGAUAGUGAUAACAAUAAUAAUACAAAUGAUAAAUCUACGAUGGAUAAUUCAAUUAUAAUUACUAAUGAUCAAGAUAUAAGGGAAAUCAAUAAUGUUGAUGAACAACCAGUUGAAAAAAUCGAAGGCGUUAGAAAUGAUAAAGAUGGAAUUUCAUUUAGAAUUAGAUUAAUUGGACAACAUGAAACACUAUGGAUGCCAUCUAAAAUUGCCAAUAAAAAAUAUCCACAAGCUGUUAUUGCAUUUUGGGAAAGUCAUGUUGAAUUUACAUGA
Molecule: messenger RNA, 990 nt
Organism: Rotaria socialis
Lineage: Eukaryota; Metazoa; Rotifera; Eurotatoria; Philodinida; Philodinidae
Source: the annotation of a GenBank genome assembly